This is a messenger RNA of Merops nubicus (carmine bee-eater), 1779 nucleotides long. It is a transcript of the gene ADNP2, whose product is annotated as ADNP homeobox 2. NCBI's taxonomy places the organism in Eukaryota, Metazoa, Chordata, Aves, Coraciiformes, Meropidae. The annotation marks the transcript as partial. The record is from RefSeq and is a predicted model, not a curated record. Gene Ontology annotation, biological process: regulation of gene expression. The transcript has a single exon. Gene Ontology annotation, cellular component: nucleus.
CUCCAGCUUAACCAGCCUGUCGCCUCGGGGGUGGUGCCUGUCAGACAGCCUGUCAGACCUGGGUUCCUUCAGCUUAAUCAGCCUGUUGCCCCAGCAGUUAUCCCAAUAAAUCAGCCGCUUCAGCCCGCAGUGUCUCAGAACACGACGUUUUUGACUGCAGGUUCCAUUCUUAGGCAGUUGGUUCCAACCGGUAAGCAGGUCAAUGGGAUACCUGUGUACACGCUGGCCCCGGUUCCGGUCACUUUGCCUGUACCUGAUGGUGGUGGAGUAGCGACUGUGACACCGCCACAGGUGCCCAUCCAGCUAAUGCAGUCUGGGAUGGUGACUCAGUUGUCCCAGCCCCCGGCUAGCACGCCCUCGCCUCCAGUGGUUUUAGCAUCCCCGAAUGCAAUGUUACAAACCUCUCCACCUGGUCCUGAAACAAGUCAGGCUGCCAGACAGGCUAAGCAGUGGAAGACUUGUCCUGUUUGUAAUGAGCUUUUCCCAUCAAAUGUCUACCAGGUGCACAUGGAGGUGGCCCACAAACCUGGUGAAGUGAAAAUGGAGGAAACCGCAGAACCUGACAAACUUGCAGCUUGUGCACCCUUUCUAAGGUGGAUAACAGAAAAAACGGUCCGGUGUUUCUCUUGUAAGUGUUUUCUCUGUGAGGAAGAGCUCAUGAAACAUCUCUUGAUGCAUGGUUUAGCUUGCUUGUUUUGCACUGUUACUUUCCAUGACUUAAAAGGCCUCGUGGAGCACAAUAAAACCACACACAAUGGGAAAAAGCAGCUACAUACAGAUUACAGCAACAGAGGAUUUCAGCUAGGUGAUGAUGCUCAGGGUAACCUUGUAUUUCCACACUUUGAUUUCAGUAUGAUGUUACCAAAAGAAGACGUUGGUGAAAGAGAAAUACAUUUAGCAGUGCUCGCCGGACUAAAUUCGAGGACGCUUGUCCCCCUUUACAUCAAAGUGAAACCUCAGACAGCAGAAGUGAACAGCAGAUGGAAGCAAAAAGCAUUGACCUGUCCCUUCUGCUUUGGUACUUUUGUUAGCAAAGAAACGUAUGAAAAGCAUUUGAAAGAGCGGCAUCAUAUAAUGCCAACUGUACAUACAAUUUUGAAGUCCCCUGCUUUCAAGUGCAUCCACUGUUGUGGUGUGUACACUGGCAAUAUGACUCUGACAGCCAUUGCUGUACAUCUGCUCCGUUGUAGAAGUGCUCCUAAAAACAGCAACUCCAGCAUGAAGAUGCAGCUUGACCGUACCGAGAAGAAGGACUUGCUGCUUGUGAAUGGUGAAAAGCAUGACUCAGUGCUGCUGAAAAGAAAGCAGUUGGAGUCUUUCAUUGCAGGAGACCAAGGAAAUAAGGAACAGCAACCUGCGAGCUUAAGUACUGGCAUAGCUUUGUCUUCAGAAAAAGAAGUGAAUCCCAGGGUAGUGCCUUUCAAACGACAGAAGGUUAAUUCUAGGACUGAGAUGAGGAAGCUUCCUUCUAGUGAAGAGCUUCGCAUCCUAGCAGUGGACCCUAAACAGUAUGAUCACAAUUCAUAUGAGGCUCAAAAACAGUUUUUGACAGACUACUUUCAUGAGAGGCCAUAUCCUUCUAAAAAAGAGUUGGAAUUACUUUCCUCGCUGCUAUACAGAUGGAAAAUUGAUGUUGGGUCAUUCUUUGGAAAAAAGAGGAGUAUAUGCCUGAAGGAAAUAAAUAAUCACAAACCAUCUGUGCUGCUGGGUUUCAGUAUGUCUGAACUAAAAAAUAUUAAGCACAGUUUGAGUAUAAAAGAUCAAACAUUAGAUAUGUAA